Anguilla rostrata (American eel) is the source of this 2075-nucleotide messenger RNA. Its product is annotated as zinc finger protein 219-like. Lineage: Eukaryota; Metazoa; Chordata; Actinopteri; Anguilliformes; Anguillidae. The coding region runs from base 56 to 985 and encodes 309 amino acids. The record is from RefSeq and is a predicted model, not a curated record. The transcript is spliced from 2 exons.
UCUCUCCCCUUUUCCUUUUCUCUCUCCCCGGGGUUUUUGGUUUUUUUUGUUGAGCAUGCCAUCGGUCUGGAGCAAGCCGGUGGUCGCUGGGGGGGCCUCUGGUUUCGGCCCUGCCGUGGAACAGAUCCCCGCAUCCGAGCUGGAGGCAGGGGAAAGGCUAGUGGGCUUACGCCAGGGGUCACGUACUUUGACUGAAUAUGCGACCGAGUUUCGUGCUCUCGCCCCACUAAGUGGAUGGUGCCAGGAGGACCUGUGCGUGUUUUUCCAGCAUGGCCUGAGGGACACCCUUCAGGGUGGGCUAAUCUCCUUCGGGCUGGACCAAUCCUCGGACCUCGAGGCCCUCAUGGCGUCGGCCCUCUGCUUGGAGACUUAUAUCCAGGAGCAUACGGAGAAGCCUCCUGCUUCGCCCCGAGCCCCGGAGAAGCCUCCUGCUUCGCCCCGAGCCCCGGAGAGGCUGCCUGCUCCGCCUCAAGUCCAGGAGAGGCCACCUCCUCCCCCGCCCGUUGUCCCGGAGGGGCCUCCGCCUGCUCCGCCCGUUGUCCAGUCCGGUGGUUGUGUCGCGUCUCUGUCCAGUCCGGUGGUUGUGUCGCGUCUCUGUCCAGUCCGGUGGUUGUGUCGCGUCUCUGUCCAGUCCAGUGUUUCUGCCACGUCUCUGUCCAGUCCGGUGUUUCUGCCGCGCCAUAGUCCAGUCCGUGUUUCUGCCAUGUCUUCGUCCAGUCCAGUGUUCUGUCCUGCCCUGCGAAUUCUGUUCCUUGUCGUCGUCCCAGGUCCUGUCUUGUCUUGUCCCAGCCCUGAGUCUUUGGUUUGCCAGUUCUGUCCUGUGUUUUUGAGUCCCGUUUUGUUUGUCACCCCCUCCCAGGACCAGUCUCCUGGGACGUCAAGAGACGUCCCCCCCGACACACAUUGGUUUGAUGUAUGCAUGUAUGGAUUAAUAAUUUGCGCAUAUAUUGGUUUGUUGUUUACAUAUAUAUUGGAUUUACAUUGAUACUUGUAUACAAAUUUAUUGGUUUGAUUGUCACAAACAUUGGUUUGCUUCACAUAUAUACAGUAUUAGUUUGCUAUAAGCGUGUGUUGGAAAGUCAUUUGUGCAUAUAUUGAUUUUUUUUAUUGGUGUUUUUUUACAACACUCCAUACAUAUGCAUACCAAACAAAUUUAAAUGAAAAUAAACGAAUAAAUGCCUAGGCUAAAUAAACCAACAUAUGCGCAAGUGACUUACCAACACAGGGCUAUAUUAAUGCAAUAUGAAUGUGAAGCAAACCAAUGAACAUGACAGAUAAACUAAUAUAACUGUACAUAGAAAACCAAUAAGUGCAUGAAUGACAAAUCAAUACAUACGUAUAUGAAUGUGAAGCAAAACAAUAUAUAUAGUAUAUAGUACAAUAGUAUAACGAUCAAACUAAUAGAUGUGUAAAUAGGAAACCAAUAUAUGUGUGAAUGACAAACCAACACAUGCUUAUAGCAAACCUAUAUAUAUGUGAAGCAAAUCAAUGUUUGUGACAAUCAAACCAAAAAAUGUAUAAAUAACAAACCAAUAUGUGUGCAAAUUAUUCAUCCAUACAUGUGUAUAUCAAACCAAAACGCGUGUGAAGUAAAUCAAUAUGCAUGACAAUCAAGCCAAUGGACGCCUCAUAGAUUUUUACUUACCUUGCUCAAAAACAGUUUUUUAGACAUAUUUCCCACAAAGGUUGUCAAAUUUCUCUGUUCUGUUGGCACACAGUAGAGGUCUGAAUUGCACAUGUAUAAACCUGAAAUGGCUACCAUAGCAGCAGUGUACAAACAGUUAUUGACCGUGUUACAUUUAUGACUCUCCCCUACUCACUGCUUCAUGUCCACAGAUGAGCAUGUGCUGUUUUAACUCCUUACAUAAAUUAUCGAUCUAUGCAGUGCUCCAUGAAAGCCAUAAAAAUGAGCUGCGUUUGCUUGGAGCAAACAUGAAGACUGAAUUAAUGAAAAAUGGAUACCAGAACAGAAUCAUUUGAAAUGAAUUUCCCAUUGAAAAGGAAUAUGUUGCUCAAUUAUAAUGAUGCAUUCUUUUAUUUUUCUUUUGUCCUUUCAGCUUUUUCACCAUUAGAGG